UACUGUCACUUUCAUUUGAUCAAAACAAUCACCAAAUGUAAAUAUUCUGCAGAUAACGAAAAAAGUUUUUCACUCGAUUUGUCUACAACGGAAUAAUUUUCGAUGACUAACGUUCUAUUGCUGGCUUUGGUAACCCUUCUGCUGAAUGGUGGAAGGUUGGUGUUGGCCGGAGCGGCCAAUAUCUGCAAUAAACUGGACGCCUGCCGAUGUGAGUAUCCAGAUGGAAGUGGAAUUGAUUUGAACCAGGUAGUGCCCAAAAACGGUGACUAUUUGGAAACAAUGGAUCCCAAGACUCAGGAUCGGUAUUAUUUUCAUCCCUGUUCAAAUAUAAAGUAUUUAGACAAGGUGGGGACUAAUUGUAGUACAGAGCAUGGCUAUACGUUGUGCCGUUAUAACAAUUCAACCGAUAACUACACAAAGCUGGGGACAGCUAACGAUAGCAAUUUCAACACACCCGAAGAUGGUCAAAAAUAUCUAGUUUUCAACACAAACUCCAUAGUGACCACGAUUCAGCUUUUAUGCUUGAAACACGACAAAUCAUAUAUCUAUGUUGAAAUGGAUCAAAAUCUAAAAGCAGAAAGUCAACCGAAACUGCUACUCUUCUCACCGUACGCUUGUACUACAACCAUCGAAGAAAUCAGUCAGUCUAGCGUGGGACAAGUGCUCCUGAUACUGUUUUUCACUGGAACUUUUACCUACUUCACGAUCGCUUCCAUCGUUCGAUUUGUGUAUUUUGGCGCACGUGGAAUCGAAGUGAUUCCAAAUCUGGACUUUUGGAAGGAUCUACCCGGGCUAGUGCGGGACGGGAUAAGCUUCCUUAGAGGCGGAUGUCACGUCGAACGGACACCCGAUCCGGAUUCAUAUGAUGCCAUCUAGGUUGGACUGAUCUGAGUAAUUUUAGUUCCUUUGUUUAAUUUGUUCUCUCUCCAUUGCGGCAGCUGAGUUCCAUGAGUCUUGAACUUAUGAAUCGUGAACUAAAUUUAGAUAAGCCAAAAAUAAUUUGAAAUUUAGUUAAGCCAAAAAUAACCUACAGAUUUCGCUACCAGUGUGUUCCAAAUUCUAAUUGUGAGCGUUGUUGAAUGGAAUCGUUUCUGUUCUAAUAGGGUAAUAAACAAAUUUAAAAGCAA
This is a messenger RNA of Topomyia yanbarensis, 1127 nucleotides long. RefSeq names its product cation-dependent mannose-6-phosphate receptor-like. The transcript is spliced from 5 exons. Gene Ontology annotation, cellular component: trans-Golgi network. Lineage: Eukaryota; Metazoa; Arthropoda; Insecta; Diptera; Culicidae. The record is from RefSeq and is a predicted model, not a curated record. Bases 103 to 876 code for a protein of 257 amino acids.